AUGCCCAAUAGCAAUACUUCGUUUUCGACGUACACAACGAUGAUGCGGGUCAACAGCGGCGGCCGACCUUAUGCAAAGGACCUGCAUGAUUUAUUUUCAGCGCUUCUCAUUCAAUUACCCCUGACGGACCAUCGUUCACUGUUCCGCACCUACCAUUCGACAUUUACAACGGACGAAGCGGUGGAAAGACUGAAUGACUUGAAAUUUACUCACAUUGUUCGCAGCCCGGAUCCUGCCGACCCUUCACGUCAAUUGGCGACACGAACCACCACCACUUUUAGCAUGUCGCGCGAUAUGGCGAAAACCCUCGGUCAGCAUUUUCUCAACGCACGCCUGGCAGAAAACGUCACAGAUCCUCAAAAUCGAACAAUCAAAGACAAAGGCAUCUGGCAACCGACGCCCAAGGGGAAAUUCAUGAUCCAGGAUUUCAGCCAGCGCGCCCGCGUCUCCAUCAGCCAUAUGCAAGAAACCCUCGCACGGAUUGAAUCGUUCAAAAUUGUUCAAUUUGAACGCCUGGCAGAUACAGAUCAGCUUUCAUUUGCCAGAGCCAAUAUGACCAAUGCAUUCCGAGUCAUGAUGGAUUGGUUACCGACCGACGUGCUGAUGGCAGACGAUGUAGGGGGCAUCAAGGAAAAAUCUUUGCAGGAUUAUAAAUACACAUUUUAUGGCUACCAGUGCUUUGAAUGGAUCAGCGAGUAUACCACGGUGGUGUCACGAGAAGAAGCUGAAAUGAUUGCUUCAGAAUUUGUUCUCUACGGCUGGAUUCACCAGAUCAUUGAUAAAUCGAGUCGAACGAAUGGCGUAAAAGAAGACGCGGUCCUCUUCAAGGCGACUCGGUCUACCCUAUACUAUGUCACCGAGCGAGGCCGCAAAGUGCUUGGUUGGGCCAACGGCAAUGACGAUGAAGAGGCCGAAGUUGAAUCCAAGAAAUCCGUACCGGCUAUGCGUCGUAGCUCCACCAAGACAAGUGGAAUCAAGAACGACUAUGUGAACCGACUCUUACCCACCGAAGAAACCGCGCCGGCUCCAACCAUUCCCACCGCUACUGUGACGGAGAAACGUCAACGAGCGACGUCCAUGGAAGAGAAAGAAGCAUUGAAUCAAGCCUACGAUUUCGGUUUCAACAAGCACAACGCCGGGUCGGCACCAUCGGAAAAGGCAAAGAAAGAAGGGUCCGCGGAAGAAUCGGCUUCGGAGCAAACACUGCGUCAAGGGUCUAUGACACCAAUGGAACGCGCCUUAUCCACAUCGUCGCAUUCGUCGGCGUCUCAGGACAGCGGAUUUGAAGUGAUGGUGUCGUCCCCCGCCAACUCGCGGCCUUCCAGUAUGGUGGAAAACGGUUUCGGUGAAGAUGCCCCCAAAGACUCGCAAUGGGCUCGGUUACGGCAAAUCCUGGAGGACCCUCUUUUACGCAUGUAUUUCCGUGAUUUUAUGAAGGCGAACUUUUGUGAAGAGAACGUGAAUUUCUGGGUGGAUUACUAUAUGCUACGCAAGAAAUUCCGUCACACCAACGGUGAAUGCACCGAGUUUUUAUCGGAUUGCUACGCUAUCUACGACAAAUAUUUGGGCCCCAAUGCGGUGUCGGAGGUGAACAUUGACCAUGCUUUGCACAAGGAAAUUUUAACGUUUGUCGGAUCAACCUUCUCGGUUGUCCCUGGCGAGUGUUCAAGGGAUUUACCAUUCCUGUCUGCGUCUUCGACGGUGAUCCAAGCUUCUGUGGCUAUCAACAUGCCCGCCGGACCUUGCAUCAAGACGCUGCUGCGAAUGUACGAUAAAGUAAACGAACACAUUUGUCGACUCAUGGCUCAGGACUCGGUGCCUCGGUUUGUGAAAACGACCAAGUACCAAGAAUUGAUGGCUCACCAUCCACCGUCACCUUCGAUCAGUCGCGAUCCCUCGCUGGAAACGGUAGCCAGAAUGGUGCCACAAACGGUUUCCGAGACGUCGUAA
This is a messenger RNA of Radiomyces spectabilis, 1950 nucleotides long. Its product is annotated as regulator of G protein signaling domain-containing protein. Bases 1 to 1950 code for a protein of 649 amino acids. NCBI's taxonomy places the organism in Eukaryota, Fungi, Mucoromycota, Mucoromycetes, Mucorales, Radiomycetaceae. The transcript has 3 exons. Gene Ontology annotation, biological process: intracellular signal transduction. The record is from RefSeq and is a predicted model, not a curated record.